UGCCUCUUGCUUCCCCGUCCCCUGUCCUCUUUCCAAACUCAAACAAGCUCUCUUCUCUCUGUCUCUCUUCUCUCUGAUUAUCUCUCUAACGCAUGAGAGAACUAACUCAUCUCACAAUCUCAGCCUUUGAUUAUAUCGCAAGCUUAGAUGGAGAACACUCAAGGAUCCUCGCCGCCGCACAUGGACGCUUCUCGGCCGUCACUAGGAUUCCCUCUCGGCACAGCUCUGCUUCUCAUAAUCAUUUUCAGCCUCUCCGGAAUAUUCUCUUGCUGUUACCAUUGGGACAAACAUCGCUCUCUCCGCCGUUCUUUGGCCAAUGCCUCCGCUGACAUUGAGUCCUCUCUGUUCAAACCUAGACAUCCUUUUCCGGAUUUGAAGAAGCCCCAGGAUCUAAGCAUAACGGUGUUGAUGCCUGGAGAUAAUACGCCUAAAUUUAUAGCAUUGCCGUGUCCAUGUGCCCCGCCUCGGCCGGAGAAGCUUACCGUUGAUGUUCAAAGUCCACCACACUCACCGCCUGUUAAGCCCCCGCGUUUUCCAGUUCCUCUUUGUUAGGUUUAAUCAGCUAAAAGAUAACACAAAGGAGAAAAAAGUCAAAAUAUCUCGUUUUGAUGUACAUAUGAAUCAUAAUUUUUUUUUCUUUUGAAACUAUCAUAAAUUUAAUUUUGUUCACUGAUUUAUUACUAUGUAUUCAGUUGGCAACAUUAUGAAGUGGUUUGAAUGUGUGAA
Raphanus sativus (radish) is the source of this 726-nucleotide messenger RNA. RefSeq lists its product as uncharacterized. The transcript is spliced from 2 exons. The record is from RefSeq and is a predicted model, not a curated record. The coding region runs from base 148 to 552 and encodes 134 amino acids. Lineage: Eukaryota; Viridiplantae; Streptophyta; Magnoliopsida; Brassicales; Brassicaceae.